AUGCUGGUCAAGUCGAAAAGGAAAGAAGAUCACAUCGAUCAUCUGCAGGAAGCCUUCGACAUACUGAGGCAGUACGACAUGAAACUAAACCCCGAAAAAUGCGCCUUCGGCGUAACCUCGGGCAAAUUUCUCGAUUUUUUGGUAUCACAAAGAGGCAUCGAGGUCAAUCCAGAUAAGAUUAAGGCCAUCGAAGGAAUACCAGAAAUGUUAACCAGCAAAAAGCAGGUACAAAAAUUGACUGGUCGGAUAGCCGCCCUGUCAAGGUUCAUCUCACGGUCAUCAGAUAGAUGCCAUAAACUUUUUAAUGUGUUAAAGGAAGACAACGGGCUCCAGUGGAAUUCGGAAUAUGUCAACGCCCUAAGAAAACUAAAAGCAUACUUGUCCUCACCGCCAUUACUCGCCAAGGCAGAUCCAGGCGAGUGCCUCCUCGUCUACCUAGCUGUCUUCGAAGUCGCGGUAAGCGCAGUUUUGGUCCGCGAAAACAAAGGAUACUAUUGGCCCACUAUGAAAAAGGAAGCCAUGGAUUACGUCAAGAAAUGUGAGCAAUGCCAAAAGUACGGCUCUAUGAUACACCAAGGGGGCGAACUCCUGCAUUCCGUCACUUCACCAUGUCCGUUUAUAAAAUGGGGAAUGGAUAUCGCCGAACCCCGCCCAGCAGGCCGAGGAAGUCAUCGCAUUCAUAUGGAAAACAUAAUAUGCCGCUUCAGCAUCCCCAAUGAAAUUAGCUGUGAAAAUGGACCUCAGUUCGUCGGGAAAAAGAUGAUCGAUUUCUUCGAAAAAUGGCGCAUUAAGCGGAUACUCUCCACGCCAUAUCAUCCCGGUGGUAACGGUCAAGCUGAAUCCUCUAACAAAAUAAUAUUGAAUAUACUAAAGAAAAAGCUCGAGGACGCCAAAGGGCUAUGGUCAGAACUGCUACCAGAGGUGUUGUGGGCUUACCGCACCAUGCCAAAAACCAGCACAUGCGAAACGCCAUAUUCAUUAGUCUACGGGACCGACGCCGUUAUACCCGUUGAGGUCGGGGAACCUAGCCUGAGAUACUCCAAUGAGAGUGGACCAAACAACAACGAAAAUAGAAUACAAGACCUGGACGAAGUGGAAGAACGAAGGGAUAUGGAUCACCUAAGGAUGGUAGCCCAAAAACAACAAGCAGAAAGCUAG
Messenger RNA from Nicotiana attenuata, 1158 nucleotides. RefSeq names its product endogenous retrovirus group K member 19 Pol protein-like. Gene Ontology annotation, molecular function: nucleic acid binding. The coding region runs from base 1 to 1158 and encodes 385 amino acids. The transcript is spliced from 4 exons. NCBI's taxonomy places the organism in Eukaryota, Viridiplantae, Streptophyta, Magnoliopsida, Solanales, Solanaceae. The record is from RefSeq and is a predicted model, not a curated record. Gene Ontology annotation, biological process: DNA integration.